Molecule: messenger RNA, 3516 nt
Organism: Daucus carota subsp. sativus
Lineage: Eukaryota; Viridiplantae; Streptophyta; Magnoliopsida; Apiales; Apiaceae
Product: probable sucrose-phosphate synthase 2
Exons: 12
Coding region: 150-3374 (1074 amino acids)
Biological process (GO): sucrose metabolic process
Molecular function (GO): sucrose synthase activity; sucrose-phosphate synthase activity
Source: RefSeq, a predicted model, not a curated record
UCUGCUAGCAAACCCGAAAAAUAAAACAAAAUAUAAUCAUCUUCCUUUUUGGUUCUUCCCCAUUCAUAUGUUGGUCCUUGAAAUGUUAAAUGAAAAAUAAACACAGAAAGAAAAAAAUUCAAGAAAAAAGAGUGUAGAGGUUGUUAAAGAUGGCGGGGAAUGAAUGGAUAAAUGGGUAUUUGGAGGCGAUUUUAGACAGUGGAAAAGACGAAAAUCAGAAGCCGAUAAAUGGGUCAUCGACGGUGGGUGUGCAUGUGAGUGGGAGGGAGAGAAGUGUGCAUUUUAAUCCUACCAAGUAUUUUGUAGAAGAAGUGGUGAGUGGUGUAAAUGAAACUGAUCUUCAUCGGACAUGGAUCAAGGUGGUUGCGACACGGAAUACGAAAGAGAGAACCUCCCGACUUGAGAAUAUGUGUUGGCGCAUUUGGCAUCUUACCCGCAAAAAGAAACAGUUGGAAUGGGAGGAUCACCAAAGGAGGGCACACCGGAGGCGGGAGCGGGAACUAGGUCGAAGAGAUGUCACCGAUGACAUGUCUGAAGAUUUAUCUGAAGGGGAGAAAGGAGCUGUUUUAGGAGAGUUGGUAAACUUUGAGAGCCCUAAAAAGUCAAUCCAAAGAAACCUUUCCCAUCUGGAAGUGUGGUCUGACAAUAACAAAGAGAAGAAACUCUAUAUUGUUCUGAUCAGCUUGCAUGGCCUAGUCCGUGGAGAAAACAUGGAACUGGGUCGUGACUCUGAUACUGGUGGCCAGGUCAAGUAUGUAGUAGAGCUUGCUAGGGCACUUGCCAAAAUGCCUGGAGUGUAUAGGGUGGAUCUGUUCACGCGCCAAGUAGCAUCACCAGAUGUUGAUUGGAGCUAUGGUGAGCCCACAGAGAUGCUUACCGCGGGUCCGGAAGAUGCUGAUGGUAUUGAUGUUGGAGAAAGCAGCGGCGCCUAUAUUAUUAGAAUACCCUUUGGUCCUCGUGAUCGGUACCUUCCUAAAGAAGUCUUGUGGCCUCAUAUUCAGGAAUUUGUGGAUGGUGCUCUGGCUCACGUGCUGAACAUGUCUAAAGUCCUGGGUGAGCAAAUUGGUGAAGGCCAGCCAGUUUGGCCAUAUGUUAUACAUGGGCACUAUGCGGAUGCAGGGGAUAGUGCUGCUCUCCUUUCUGGUGCUUUAAAUGUCCCAAUGGUUCUGACCGGACACUCUCUAGGUAGGAAUAAGUUAGAACAGCUUCUCAAGCAAGGAAGGCAAUCAAAAGAGGAUAUCAAUUCAACAUAUAAAAUUUGGAGGAGGAUAGAGGGAGAAGAGCUCUCACUUGACGCUGCAGAACUUGUCAUUACAAGUACAAAGCAGGAGAUUGAAGAACAAUGGGGAUUGUAUGAUGGUUAUGAUGUGAAGCUUGAAAGAGUUCUGCGAGCUCGUUCUAGACGGAACGUUAAUUGCCACGGGCGAUACAUGCCACGGAUGUCGGUGAUUCCUCCUGGAAUGGACUUCAGCAAUGUUGUGGCUCAAGCGGACACUUCAGAUAUUGAUGGAGAACUUAUGUCAUUAAGUAAUCCGGACGGGGCUUCUCCGAAAGCAGUUCCAGCAAUAUGGGCAGAGGUGGUGCGGUUUUUGACAAAUCCCCAUAAGCCAAUGAUUUUAGCUUUAUCAAGACCUGAUCCAAAAAAGAAUCUCACUACGCUUUUGAAAGCUUUUGGAGAAUGUCGCCCAUUAAGGGAGUUUGCUAAUCUUACGCUCAUUAUGGGAAAUAGGGAUGAUAUUGAUGAGAUGUCCGCAGGAAAUGCCAACGUGUUGACAACAGUACUGAAACUCAUAGAUAGGUACGAUUUAUAUGGGCAAGUGGCCUUCCCGAAGCAUCACAAGCAAAAUGAUGUUCCAGAUAUCUAUCGUCUUGCUGCUAAAACAAAGGGUGUUUUUAUAAAUCCAGCACUGGUGGAACCAUUUGGGCUUACCCUAAUAGAGGCUGCAGCACAUGGACUUCCAAUGGUAGCAACUAAGAAUGGUGGUCCAGUUGACAUCCACAGGGCGCUGAACAACGGGUUAUUGGUAGAUCCUCAUGAUCAGAAAUCAAUUGCAGAUGCUCUACUUAAACUUGUUUCUGAGAAAAACUUAUGGCAUGAUUGUCAACGAAAUGGAUGGAAAAACAUACACCUCUACUCAUGGCCAGAACACUGCCGUACAUACCUGACAAAGGUGGCAGCAUGUAGGAUGAGACAUCCAAUGUGGAAAACAGACACACCAGCAGAUGAAUUAGCUGUUGAAGAGUCCUUAAAUGACUCACUUAAGGAUGUGGACAUGUCCUUGAGGCUAUCUAUCGAUGGCGAAAAGUCCUCGCUAAAUGAGUCAGUUGACUAUUCAGCAGCCACAGGUGGCGACCCUGAGCUACAAGAUCAAGUGAAACGGGUCCUAAGCAAGAUGAAAAAACCAGAACCGAAGCCUCAAGAUGCUGAAGUAAAAUCUAAAGUGUCUGACAAUGUACAGAGCAAAUAUCCAAUGUUGAGGCGGCGGCGUAGGUUAAUUGUUAUUGCCCUUGAUUGCUAUGAUAGCAACGGAAAUCCACAAAAGAAGAUGAUUCCAAUAAUACAACAGAUAUUCAAGGCCAUUAAAUUAGACCCUCAGAUAGCAAGAAUGUCAGGCUUUGCUAUAUCAACGGCUAUGCCCAUGUCAGAACUAACAAAAUUCUUGCAGUCGGAGAAUGUUAAAAUAAAUGAGUUUGACGCCUUAAUUUGUAGUAGUGGAGGUGAGGUGUUUUACCCAGGAAUAUACACAAAGGAAGAUGGAACUCCGUUACCUGAUCCAGAUUACUUAUCACACAUUGACUAUCGUUGGGGAUCUGAUGGUGUUAAAAAAACAAUUUGGAAACUUAUGAAUGCACCUGAUGGUGAAGAACCUAAAUCACCAAAUUCUUCAAGCCCUAUCAAGGAAGAUCAAGGAGCAAGCAGCUCCCAUUGCCUUUCAUACAUGAUAAAGGAUGUCAAUAAGGCAAAGAGAGUAGAUGAUAUAAGGCAGAAGCUUAGGAUACGUGGCCUCCGCUGCCAUGUUAUGUACUGCAGGAAUUCAACAAGAAUGCAAGUAAUUCCUCUCCUUGCAUCUCGAGCACAAGCUCUUAGGUACCUAUUUGUCCGUUGGAGGCUAAAUGUUGCCAAUAUGUAUGUGAUUCUUGGAGAAACCGGUGACACUGACAUUGAGGAAAUGAUAUCCGGGACACAUAAGACCUUAAUUAUGAAAGGUGUGGUUGAAAAGGGUUCUGAGAAUCUGCUAAGAUCAUCAGUUAGUUACCUAAGAGAAGACAUCGUUCCAGCAGCAAGCCCGCUGGUGUCCUACGCAAGUGCAGGUGCAACGCCUGAAGAUAUUGCCAAUGCCUUGAGGAAACUCUCCAGAUCUGGUGGCAUGUGAGAUGCUAGUAAAUUCACUGGAAAAUUGUAUGCAUCAGUAGAAUCUUACCGCUAUGUAAUGAAACAUUUGUUGUCAGUUACCUACAGAACCAGAUUAUACCAUACCAUCUACUUACUAAAAUUAAGUAUUAGUACAUCUGCUG